Messenger RNA from Guillardia theta CCMP2712, 1131 nucleotides. RefSeq lists its product as hypothetical. NCBI's taxonomy places the organism in Eukaryota, Cryptophyceae, Pyrenomonadales, Geminigeraceae. The coding region runs from base 1 to 1131 and encodes 376 amino acids. Gene Ontology annotation, biological process: tRNA threonylcarbamoyladenosine modification. The record is from RefSeq and is a predicted model, not a curated record. The transcript has 9 exons. Gene Ontology annotation, cellular component: mitochondrion.
AUGGAGGGGUGGAAGGGAGACUUUGUCGUGCUGGGAAUCGAGACUAGCUGUGAUGAUACGGCAGCUGCAGUCGUUGAGAGCAGCGGGAGGAUACUGGGAGAGUCAAAGAGGACUCAAGAUCAGAUCCAUGCUGCAUGGGGAGGUGUGGUGCCUGGCUUAGCGCGCGAUGCCCAUGCCAGCGCGAUCGAGGAAGUCGUGAAGGAGGCACUGGAGAAGGCGAACGUCACCGAAGAUCAGCUGGACGCUGUGGCCGUCACGAUGGGGCCAGGCCUUGAGAUCUGCCUGAGAGUUGGUUUCCACCAGGCCCGUGACAUCGCCCUCAAUUUCUCCAAGACCUUCGUGUCCAUCCACCACUUGGAGGCGCACGUGCUCAUGGUGCGGCAAGCGGACCAGAACGUCAAGUUUCCAUUCCUCGUGCUCCUCGUGUCUGGAGGGCAUUGUCAGAUCCUGGUGGCCCGAGGGGUCGGGGACUACUUGAUGCUGGGCGGGACUCUCGACGACUCUCUAGGAGAGGCGUAUGACAAGUCGGCAAGAAUGCUCGGACUCGACGUGGGAGGAGGCGGCGGCGCUGCCUUGGAGGCUCUUGCAGAGAAAGGAAACCCAAAGGCUAUCAAGUUUGGAGUGCCGAUGGCAAAGAGGAAGGAUUGCCACUUUUCUUUUGCUGGGCUCAAGACGGCUGUGCGGCUAGCGAUACAAAAUGCAGGAGGAGACCUCACCAAUCCUCUUAAUGACGCACAAGCUGCUGCUGAUAUUGCUGCCUCGUUCCAACAUGUCGCGAUUAGGCAUUUGGAGGAUAGGAUCGAGAGAGCCAUGAAGCUCUGCAAGGAAGAGAUGGGCAUGAGCGACCUGAAGCACUUGGUGGUGUGCGGAGGGGUCGCAGCCAACAAGCUCAGAGUUACAACAUCACUGCAGUGUUCCCCCCAGCUCGGCUCUGCACAGGCCUGUCGCUUCCAUGAAUGGCUUGUGCCGCUGAACCCGUCUACAGACAACGGAGUGAUGGUAGCGUGGGCUGCUGUAGAGAGGCUAAGGCUCGGAGUCUGUGAAGAUCCUACCGAACUUGAGGUGAAGCACGUUGUGCUCUCCUGCGCACACGUUGAUGUUCAUCACAGGUUAGGGCCCGUUGGCCUCUAG